AUGGGCAGCGCCGCCGCCGCCGCCGCCUUUGCCGCGUCCGCCGAGCGCCGCUGCGAGGCGAUCGGGCGCGCGCUGCAGCGCGCGUUCUCGCGCGCCGACAGGGACCUGUCGGGCACAGAAGUCGGGGAGCUGGUCGGCAGCACGGCGCUGGUGGCGGUGGUGGGGCGCGGGGAGGUGCACGUCGCGCACUGCGGGGACAGCCGCGCGGUGCUGGUGCGGAAGGGGGCGGCGAUAUCGCUGACCGCCGACCACAAGCCCGACCGACACGACGAGUCGGCGCGCGUCAAGGCGUCGGGCGGCCGCGUGGUGUACCGCGCCGGCGCGCACCGCGUGAUGGGCAUGCUGGCGAUGAGCCGGGCGCUGGGGGACCACUUUCUGCGGCCGUAUGUGAUAGCGGAGCCGGAGGUGACGAGCUUCCAGCGCAGCGCAGACGACGAGCUGCUGUUGCUGGCCACGGACGGCCUGUGGGACGUCUUCACCCCCCAAGAGGCCGCCCUCCUCGCCCUCCGCACCGCCGCCCGCGCCCGCGCCCGCGGCGCCGCGCGCGCCUCCGCCUGCCGCGUCGCGAGCGACGUCCUUUCCCGCGCCGCCAUCCAGCGCGGCAGCCGAGACAACAUUACAGUGGUCACGGUCGACCUGCGGGGGACGCCGUCGCGGCGCCGGCGGCGCGGCGGGAGCUUCGGCAGCUUCGGGGCGGCUGCCGCUGCCGCGGCCGCCUGCGGCGGAGGCGGGGGUGCGGGGGAGGGGGAUGAGGAGGAGGAGGAGCUGGCGCCGAGCUUCUCGUCGGUGCUGGCUUCGCAGCUGAGCGGGGAGUUUAGUUUUUCGUUUGAGGGCGACGGCGGCAGCAGCGGCGGCGAUCCCGACGGCGACGGGGAAGCUGAAGGGGCGGCGCCGGGCGCGGGGGCGGAGGCGGAGGGAGGCGGCGGCGGCGGCGGCGGCGGCGGCGGCGGCGGCGGCGGCUCGCCGGUGAAGGGCGGCGGGUGGCUGUCGGGGCUGCUAUCGCGCGGCGCGCGCCCGCCGGGCCCGGUAGGUGGCGGCGGCACGGCAACGGCCGCGGCCGGCGGCUGCAGCGGUGGGGCCGCGUUCCAGCCGCCGACAGCGGGCACCCCGCGCCGCGCGCCGCUGUCGCUGCGGCGUGCGUGCACGAUCACCCCCGUCAGCGUGGGCGCUUUCCCGCAGUCCCCCGGCGCCGGCCCUGCGCCCGCCAACGGCGCAGCUGCCACCGCAGCCGCCACUAUCGCCGCUGGCGAGGGGCCGCGGCGGAGCCUGGACGUGUUCGGCUGCCGGCCUGCCCGCCCCGGUGCGGCGGGCGGCGGCGGCGGCGGCGGUGCGCCGCAGGCGCGGGCCAAGGCGCAGCCGGCGCGGUGCCGCAGCUUGAGCGCGUUCGAGUUGGGGCACUGCCUGCGGCACACCACUGUAGACUGCAGUUUGACGAAGCACGACGGCGGCGCGGGCGGCGACGGCGGUGCGUGA
Messenger RNA from Monoraphidium neglectum, 1473 nucleotides. RefSeq lists its product as hypothetical. Gene Ontology annotation, biological process: protein dephosphorylation. Gene Ontology annotation, molecular function: protein serine/threonine phosphatase activity. Bases 1 to 1473 code for a protein of 490 amino acids. Gene Ontology annotation, cellular component: nucleus; cytosol. Lineage: Eukaryota; Viridiplantae; Chlorophyta; Chlorophyceae; Sphaeropleales; Selenastraceae. The transcript has 3 exons. The record is from RefSeq and is a predicted model, not a curated record.